Messenger RNA from Trichoplusia ni (cabbage looper), 3350 nucleotides. RefSeq names its product phosphorylase b kinase gamma catalytic chain, skeletal muscle/heart isoform (gene PhKgamma). The coding region runs from base 345 to 1604 and encodes 419 amino acids. Gene Ontology annotation, biological process: protein phosphorylation; glycogen biosynthetic process. Gene Ontology annotation, molecular function: ATP binding; calmodulin binding; phosphorylase kinase activity. The transcript is spliced from 12 exons. Lineage: Eukaryota; Metazoa; Arthropoda; Insecta; Lepidoptera; Noctuidae. Gene Ontology annotation, cellular component: phosphorylase kinase complex. The record is from RefSeq and is a predicted model, not a curated record.
UCGUAUUAUACUUUGACGGACAUAGAUUUUAGUUUUGUUGGUUGAUUUUGCUUUGCCGUUUGUCAAAUAGACAUCAUGUUCGUAGGCCUCGCGAGUUAACGAAUUGAAAAUUCCCACUAUUUAUAUUUUUAAGUUUAAUAAAAACGGUAUUUUCCACAAAUAAGUAUAAAACUAUUUUCAAUUCCUUGUGUUUAACAGGGUUUGUUAUUCUAAUAGAAUAGUAGUUAUAGAAGUGUUCUGUCAGUCAGUUGUUCACUUCACAACAAUAACCUUUCGUCAUUGUGAAUAGACUAAUUACGUAUAAUUAGUACACGAAAUAUAUAAUAACAUCGACAGUGAGCAACAUGGCAAAGGAAGAAGACGACGACAAUUUGCCGGAUAAGGAUGCGGCUAAAGAAUUUUAUGCCCGAUAUGAGCCGAAAGAAAUAAUAGGCAGAGGUAUAAGUUCUACAGUCCGAAGAUGUAUAGAGAAGGAAACAGGUCGAGAAUAUGCGGCCAAGAUCAUAGACCUGAGUCAGGAGUCGCAGGAUGCAGUGGACACACACAUCAUGAGGGACGCAACACGCCAGGAGAUACACAUACUGAGGAUGGUGGCCGGACAUCCUUAUAUUAUUGAGCUGCAGGAUGUGUUUGAGUCGGAAACAUUCAUUUUCUUAGUGUUUGAGCUGUGCAAGAAUGGAGAGCUGUUUGACUACCUCACGUCUGUGGUCACACUGUCCGAGAAGAAGACUAGAUAUAUCAUGAGGCAAGUGUUGGAGGGUGUUCGGCAUGUGCACAGCAAGUGCAUCGUCCACCGCGAUCUGAAGCCAGAGAACAUCCUGCUUGACGACCAGCUCAACGUCAAGAUCACAGACUUCGGCUUCGCGAAGGUGCUUAAAGAUGGAGAGAAGUUAUUUGAGUUGUGUGGCACGCCGGGUUAUCUUGCACCAGAGACGCUCAAAGCCAACAUGUUCGACGACGCUCCAGGUUACGGAAAGGAAGUUGACAUAUGGGCUUGCGGUGUCAUCAUGUUUACAUUGUUGGUCGGUUGCCCGCCGUUCUGGCAUCGGAAACAGAUGGUGAUGUUACGGAACAUCAUGGAGGGGAAGUACUCCUUCACCAGUCCGGAGUGGGCUGAUAUUUCAGAUGAUCCAAAAGAUCUUAUCAGGCGGCUACUGGUGGUAGAACCGAAAGAACGGAUUGAUAUAAACGAAACGCUCAACCAUCCAUUCUUCAACACUGUCUUGUGGGACCAAGACAUGACGCCGCUCAAGAAGUCGUUGUCGAGCACCAGCCGCCGGAUGUCUAGGAUCGACCAGUUGACUAUGGCCAUAAAGAGCGGCGGGUUCAACGCGCGCGGCAAGCUGCGCGUGUGCGUGCUGAGCGUGCGCGCGGCCGUGCGCCUGCGCCGCCUGCCGCACACCAACACGCGCGCGCUGCCGCUGGCCGACGCGCUCAGGGACCCCUACACCAUGCGCGUGCUCAGGAAGGUAAUAGACGGUUGCGCGUUCCGCGUGUACGGGCACUGGGUGAAGAAGGGCGAGGGUCAGAACCGCGCCGCGCUGUUCGAGAACACGCCCAAGACCGAGCUGAAGAGCUUGUACGUGAGCAACCUCAGCCGAUAGCGCCGCCCGAGCUGUCGGGACGACAUACUUGCCGUUGCUGCCAUCCUGGUAACCUGGAGCUCCUCACGUACCAGGAUAGCAGAAUAUUUGAAGACGUGAUCUUCGGCCAAACAAACAAGCGAGACGCCGCGUACCCACGAGUGAUGUAGGUUAGUCGUAGAUAGACAGUACGUAGUAACACACUACAUUAGUAAUCUAGUUCAAUUGUCAACCUGUAUUUGUACGACUGUGGCAGAUCAGCCCACUCCUUACGUUUAGCUAACGUAAAAUAGUGUUUAUAUUAUUCAUUAUAAUAUAGUACAAGAGUGAAAGUUCUCGCAAUAUGUCGCUGUGACGAAAUGACGAAUUAUUAUGUUAUUUCUUGUUUAGUUAAUUGUUUUCUCACUAUUUUAAGGUCCACAUUAGAUUUAAUCUAGUAUUAUUUAUGCCCUGUAUAAUAUUGAUCAAAUUAGUUCUUCAUUCAUUUGUAAAAUUAAAAGAAAUUGUUUAUUUGAGUCAUUUAAGGUACGAAAGUAGAAAUCGAGAUGUGUUGAACAAUAGCAAUAAAAUUGUGACUUAUUUGUUGUAGCUACACAAGCUAUGCAAUUAUGUAGACUCACAAUGAGGUGCCUUCCUUACUUGGUGCGAGAAAAUAUAUCGUUUUAAGAUAUUUAAUUUAAAAAAUAUAAAAUGUGUUUCGUGAAGAAAUGUUGUAAACUUACAAUCAAUAUUCUGACCAAAUUAUAUCAACGGAAUUGAUAAAUAUCUACAAGUUACUGCUAAGAAAUAAUGUUUUUGGCAACUUAAUAGUCUUAGAAUAUUUCAUAUUUAAAGUGUAACGCUAUGUUAGUACAUCAUUAUUUAAGAUCUUUUAAAGCCUCACCGAAAUCUAAACUUCUUUAUUUCAUGUAAUUUGUAAAACACUAAGCAAAAGUGAGAUUUUUAGACAGAGACUAGACGCAGCUAUCAUCGAUAUCAAAGCAUGAAUGCUUAUAAAAACCGAACACCUUGUAAAAUAAAUAUGUUAACAAUAACCUAAAAAUCAUACUAUAUACGACACAAGAAAUAAUACGCUCUAAAUAAUAAUUAUAAAAUUUAUUUCAGCUAUACACGUGUCCUAAUUAUUAUGUAUGCUAUGAAAUUCAUUUAAAACAAUAUGUAUUUUUGAUCUUAACACAUUUUAUCAAUCAAACGAGUGUGUCCAUAACUCAUUUAGGUAUACAUUUAACAAUUUUUUCCUUGAAUAUAAAUCCUGUAUGCUUAUUUAAAUCGGCCAAGAGUAAAAAAAAAACACGGUAAAUUAAAUUGAUAUUCAUUUUGUCAUUUUUAUCCUAUACCUAAUAUUUUUUGACAUAUUAUUAACAUUAAAAUAAGCAAGAACAGAAUGUAUCAGUAUGUGUCCAGUACGAGAAUAUUUGUAAUUUAUAGACAGAAGGGUUAAUCCAUCAGAAAUAAUCGGAAUGCCCUUCAACUUGCUGUUAACCUGGUCCCAUUUUCCAUGGAACAAAAAAUAUUUUAAAGAGAAUUAUUCUAGUUUAUUUGCAGAAUUCAUAUGGAUAUGAAAACAGGAUUAUUUGGCAUUUUCACUGAACUUGAAUCCAAUGAUUUUACUCAAUAUUUAUUAUACCUAGUUAUAAGUAGGUAAUAGUCUUGUGUUAAGAAUGUUAUUUUGUGAUAAUUUAUGUUUCAGACACGUCAAAAACAGCUUGAUUAUCACAAUCCAUGUUAUUAUCUUCCUUAUAGCGAAAUAAAUUUAUUGAAACAAUA